This is a messenger RNA of Marmota monax (woodchuck), 2702 nucleotides long. RefSeq names its product arylsulfatase family member I (gene Arsi). The record is from RefSeq and is a predicted model, not a curated record. The transcript is spliced from 2 exons. Bases 35 to 1753 code for a protein of 572 amino acids. Lineage: Eukaryota; Metazoa; Chordata; Mammalia; Rodentia; Sciuridae.
CCCUUCGCGCAGGGACGCGCCGGCGGACUUGGCGAUGCACGCCCUCACCGGCUUCUCUCUGGUCAGCCUGCUCAGCUUCGGCUACCUGUCCUGGGACUGGGCCAAGCCGAGCCUCGUGGCUGACGGGCCCGGGGAGGCGGGCGAGCAGCCCUCGGCCGCUCCACCGCAACCUCCCCAUAUCAUCUUCAUUCUCACCGACGACCAGGGUUAUCACGACGUGGGUUACCAUGGCUCAGAUAUUGAGACCCCUACACUGGACCGGCUGGCAGCCGAGGGCGUCAAGUUGGAGAAUUAUUACAUCCAGCCUAUCUGCACACCUUCUCGGAGUCAGCUUCUCACUGGCAGGUACCAGAUCCACACAGGUCUCCAGCACUCCAUCAUCCGCCCUCGCCAGCCUAACUGUCUACCCCUGGACCAGGUGACACUGCCACAAAAGCUGCAGGAGGCAGGUUACUCCACUCACAUGGUGGGCAAAUGGCACCUGGGCUUUUACCGAAAGGAGUGCCUGCCCACCCGGCGGGGCUUUGACACCUUCCUGGGCUCGCUCACAGGCAACGUGGACUACUAUACCUAUGACAACUGUGAUGGCCCCGGGGUGUGUGGCUUCGACCUGCACGAGGGUGAAAGCGUGGCCUGGGGACUCAGUGGCCAGUACUCCACCAUGCUCUAUGCCCAGCGCGCCAGCCACAUCCUGGCCAGCCACAACCCCCGGCGGCCCCUCUUCCUCUACGUGGCCUUCCAGGCAGUGCACACGCCGCUGCAGUCUCCUCGCGAGUACCUGUACCGCUACCGAAGCAUGGGCAACGUGGCCCGGCGGAAGUACGCAGCCAUGGUGACCUGCAUGGAUGAGGCUGUGCGCAACAUCACUUGGGCCCUCAAGCGCUAUGGCUUCUACAACAACAGUGUCAUCAUCUUCUCCAGCGAUAAUGGUGGCCAGACUUUCUCAGGUGGCAGCAACUGGCCACUCCGAGGACGCAAGGGCACUUACUGGGAAGGUGGUGUGCGAGGCUUGGGCUUUGUCCACAGCCCCCUGCUCAAGCGAAAACGCCGGACCAGCCGGGCACUGGUGCAUAUCACCGACUGGUACCCAACUCUGGUGGGUCUGGCUGGUGGCACUGCAUCGGCAGCUGAUGGGCUAGAUGGCUAUGAUGUGUGGCCAGCCAUCAGCGAAGGCCGGGCUUCGCCACGCACAGAGAUCCUGCACAACAUUGAUCCGCUCUACAACCACGCCCGGCACGGCUCCCUGGAGGGUGGGUUUGGUAUUUGGAACACCGCUGUGCAGGCCGCCAUCCGUGUGGGUGAGUGGAAGCUGCUGACGGGAGACCCCGGCUAUGGUGACUGGAUCCCUCCACAGACACUGGCUGCCUUCCCAGAUAGCUGGUGGAACCUGGAGCGCAUGGCCAGCGUCCGCCAGGCUGUGUGGCUCUUCAACAUCAGCGCCGACCCUUACGAACGAGAGGACCUAGCUGGCCAGCGGCCUGAUGUGGUCCGCACCCUGCUGGCUCGCCUGGCCGACUAUAACCGCACCGCCAUUCCUGUGCGCUACCCGGCUGAGAAUCCCCGGGCUCAUCCUGACUUUAAUGGGGGUGCUUGGGGGCCCUGGGCCAGUGAUGAGGAAGAAGAGGGAGAAGAGGAGGAGGAAGGCAGGUCUCGAAGCUUCUCCCGGGGUCGCCGCAAGAAAAAGUGCAAGAUUUGCAAGCUUCGAUCUUUCUUCCGUAAACUCAACACCAGACUGAUGUCCCACCGGAUCUGACGGGUGGGGGUGGCAGGGAUCUUCAUUGCCCUGAAUAGACUUACCCCCUUCAGUCUGGCCCUACUCAUUCUCAGGGAGAAGCCUGAGGUCAAGCCUAUAUGUGAAGGGUAGGAGGGUGCAGAACUGUUCAGCUGAACAGGUUGGGAACAUGGCUGGGGUGGGGGUGGGAAUAAACCAAACUGGGAGGCCUGGGUCCCAAUCCUGCCUCUUCACUGACUUGCUUUGUGACCUCAGGUGACCUACAUGAGCUUUUAUCCUCAGUUUCCUCAUCUGUAAAAUGAGGUCUCGUGACUUUGUGACUGCUAUGCACCUUGUACCUGGGGAUAUAGUGGUGCCCUUGCCCCCUUGAAGCUUAUGGAAAGGCCUUCCCCUUCACUCUGGGCCUCUGUGGUGCUGCUUGGGUGACGGGCCACAGGGAGGCAACUCCAGGCCAGACCCUAGCUGGGGCAUGGUGGGCUGGCUACUCUCUAAAGAGACCCGUGAGAGCUGAGGGUAAAGGUGCCAGGUAGGGGGGGCCCUCAUGUGGCCUGGGCCCUCAUGUGGCCUGGGCAGUCCUGGUGCCAGAUGGCACUGGGAACCAUGCUGGAAAGCUCUUCUUUCUGCCUCUAGGCACCCAGAGAAGUUAUCUGGGCCCUAACCUACUAUAGUAUCAAAAGUGGCAGAAACAACUGUGAAAAGAGCCCCAGAACCAGUAUUUUCUUUGACCUUGGCGUGGUCCUUUCGCUCUGGGCCUUCCUUUCCCUAUCUGCACAUGGAGAUGCAGUCCUGGCUCUGCCUACCUCCCAGGGCUGCAGAACACUGGCCAAGCUACAGGUCACGGAGGAGCCCAUGAACCUGAUUAAAGUGCCCUGACACAGAGGCAAGGGAUGCAGUGCAGUCUGUGAGCACAUGUGUGGGUACAGGUGUGUGUGCAUGUGCGUCCUGAGGGCAGGUGUGAGCUCACGGUUGA